Chironomus riparius is the source of this 222-nucleotide messenger RNA. NCBI's taxonomy places the organism in Eukaryota, Metazoa, Arthropoda, Insecta, Diptera, Chironomidae. The record is from the annotation of a GenBank genome assembly.
AUGUUAAAAAAGAAGAAGCAACAAACGAGUAAAGUAGUAGAAUCGACAACAACAACAUUAAAAUGUGCGGAUGAUGCACAAGAUGAGACAAAGUUCUUAAAAUUCAAUUCUACUGAAUAUCCACUUACAUUAACUGAAAAAGUCGAGAGCAAGACUCAUCAUCAUUUUGAACAAUCUUCAACAGAACUGCCAAUUCCAACCGCAUACCAUCAAAUAGGUUAG